This is a messenger RNA of Helianthus annuus (common sunflower), 1440 nucleotides long. Its product is annotated as nicotinamide/nicotinic acid mononucleotide adenylyltransferase. Gene Ontology annotation, molecular function: nicotinamide-nucleotide adenylyltransferase activity; nicotinate-nucleotide adenylyltransferase activity. The transcript is spliced from 12 exons. The record is from RefSeq and is a predicted model, not a curated record. The coding region runs from base 427 to 1236 and encodes 269 amino acids. NCBI's taxonomy places the organism in Eukaryota, Viridiplantae, Streptophyta, Magnoliopsida, Asterales, Asteraceae. Gene Ontology annotation, biological process: NAD+ biosynthetic process.
AAUCUUUUAAUACUCACCCUUUUCGGCAGCAUCAGUUUGACGUCUGCAGCCAAGGCAUCCUCUCCUCGCCGCCCACCCCACCCGUUGAACCGUCCUCCAACCACCAUCUGCAUCAGUCGCCGAUUGAAGCCGGAACCACAGUCAGAUCGUAUUUCCGGCACCGUUCGUCGCUGAGAGGAUCGUGUAACAGAGCAUUCGACACCGUCAGUCAAUCCCUUUGCAUCUGAUUUGAAUUCCAGGGUUUUCUAUUCAAAUAUCUCCAAGCGCUCUCUCUCUCUCUCUCUCUCACUACAAAUUAUUCUGCUAUUCAAUUUUCCACAGGUGUUACAAUCCACAUAGGUUUCAACGACAUUAACGCUGCUAACGAUUCUCAUUACCUACACUAGAUACCAGGAAAUAAGAAUUUAAGUUUAUGUAAAACAGUAAAUGGAUGCUGCUUUGCCGCUCGAUAAGUUAAUGGACGAGUUAUCGUUAGAGUCCGUGAAUGAAGAUGGCUCAUCAGAUUCUGACACAAAGGGAAAAAUGCAUGUAGUAUUGGUAUCAACUGGAAGCUUCAAUCCUCCUACUUUCAUGCAUUUACGCCUUUUUGAAUUGGCAAGGGAUGCACUUAACUCCAAAGGGUUUCACGUUGUCGGAGGUUAUAUGUCACCUGUAAAUGAUGCAUACAAGAAAAAGGGUCUCUUACCAGCCGAGCACCGUAUCUCAAUGUGCCAACUAGCUUGCAACACUUCUGAGUUCGUAAUGGUGGAUACCUGGGAGGUCUCUCUCUCUCUCUCUCUCUCACACGCGCGCGCGCAUGCACACAAAGCGGCAAAACAAAGUUCAUUUCAACGAUCAUUGACUGUGCUGUCAAGAAUCAGGAGCUUUUUUUGUGAUAACGGGCUGAUACCUAAUGCAUUCUUAAAGGUUAUGCUUGUUUGUGGCUCUGAUCUGCUAGAAUCUUUUGCCAUUCCUGGAGUUUGGAUACCUGAACAGGUCAGGGCUAUAGUCAGAGAUUACGGUGUGGUUUGUAUCCGCAGAGAAGGUCAAGACAUUGAAAAAAUCAUCUCAAGUGAUGAAAUCUUGACAGAAUACAAGAGUAAUAUUGAAGUGGUGAAUGAAAUAGUACCGAACCGUAUCAGUUCAACUAUAGUAAGAGAUUGCAUUUCACGGGGUUUGUCGGUAAAAUAUCUGACGUCAGAUGAAGUUAUCGAUUAUAUUAAACGAAACCGACUUUAUACCAACGCUGCAACUUGACUGGAUGAAGCUUGCUAGGUGGUUAUAUUCCUUUGAAUAAUUCAAAUAUUUCUGUGAUGAAUAAAUACACCACUUUAUUGUGUUCUAUAGAAGUUGUGUUAGGUUCGGUUUCGAUUUUGUUAUUGAUAAACCAUGUAUUGUAACUGUGUAGUAUAAUAAAAUUAUUAAAUUUUAAAUAAACAGAUCAUGAACAUCAUUACUAUA